Messenger RNA from Hydractinia symbiolongicarpus, 1216 nucleotides. RefSeq lists its product as uncharacterized. Gene Ontology annotation, molecular function: ATP binding; protein serine/threonine kinase activity. Bases 848 to 1216 code for a protein of 122 amino acids. Gene Ontology annotation, biological process: protein phosphorylation. Gene Ontology annotation, cellular component: cytoplasm. The record is from RefSeq and is a predicted model, not a curated record. The transcript has a single exon. Lineage: Eukaryota; Metazoa; Cnidaria; Hydrozoa; Anthoathecata; Hydractiniidae.
AGUUAACAUCUGACAUGACUGAUGAUCGUUUUAAUGCAGCAUUCAAAGUUACGCAGUAUUUAGGAGGAGGGGCGUUUGGUCGUGUUUUUAAAGCUAAAGUUAAAGAGACUAAAGAGGAAGUGGUGAUCAAAUUUUUAAAGCGCGAGACUGCAGAACUGCCUGAUGAAGUCAAAUUCAUGCGGCAACUUUCUCAUCAAAAUAUUGUCGAGGUAGGUAACAUAUUAACUUUGUUACGUGGGCUUCCCAAAUGCUGCAGAGACAUUUCAUCUUAAGCAAACAAACUGACCAACUUGUUUAAAGUUGACGAUGGCUUUAUGCUAGAUGCUUAAUCUAAUAUUAGAAAAACUGCUUCUUCUUGAAAUGAAAAAAGGAGCUAAAGGAAAACAGUGAUGACAUAGACAUAGAAUAAGACAGAUACAUAAAUGUCUCUUCUUUAUUCUCUAAACGUGAAGCGAAAAAAUUUUCAGAUGCAAUCAGGAAUAUUUCUGCAAUUCAUCGAGUCUUUUUACCUUUUUUAUCCUAUAACGUAUUUAGAAUAAGUUAUUUGUUUAGUAUCGAUGCGUCUCUGCUAACAUGAAAUAUGUUCAGAUUGUCAUGAGCUGUCAUGGACAAAAGUCAACAUCGUUUGAAACUUACAGAUCAUGUUUGUCCUCGUUCAGUGAAACAAUGUUGACAUUCUUUGCUCGACAGGUUUGUUUGUUUGCUUUUUGACUUUUUUGUUUCUUUUAUUGUUUUUUUUUUGUUUUGUUUGUUGUUUUUAGCGAGCAUUGCCACUUAUUUUAUCACUUAUAGAACUUAUCAAACAAUCUUAAUUUAAUAUAUAUAAAAUUGGAAUUCUUGUUUACAGAUGUUAGCUGGGAUCAACUACAUGCACCAUGAAGGGGUCGCGCAUAUGGAUUUGAAGGAAGCUAACAUUAUUAUCAAUGAACAACUUCAAGUCAAGAUAAUCGAUUUCGGCUUAUCCAUCCAAGCUUUAAGGCCUGGCUUCCAUCGUCCCAGAUAUGACGCUUUCGGCACGUCAUUGUACAUGUCUCCCGAGUUGCAUUUUCGACGUGGAUAUUACGGAAGAGAAGCGGAUAUGUGGGCGUUUGGUGUUUUGUUAUACCGUUCGUUUACAGGCUCGUUUCCAUUCAAGCUAAACGGAAAAGGUCGGUUGAUUCCACCAAAUCGAUUUCGAUGCCGUCCAAUUGGAAGACCAUGCAGCUACAGUAAGUGA